UAAAGAUAAAGCAUACUUAAUUGGGUACAAAAAUGAGACUGAAAAAAUUCUUGAUUAAUGUCACUAGGAAAUUGAACAAGCGGUUCUGAUGGAAAGAAGAUCACCCACCAAGGAAGCAAUUAAAACACUCUUGUGCGUUCAUUAGUCAUCCCAAUUCCCAAACUUGUCAACAAGUUAGAACACAGGUAGCUAAGUAAUGCAAUAAGGCCUAUACAUAAUGCAAUUUAUCAUCCCUGUAAAAGUUUAUAGUGAUUAUCAACUAGCGUGAAUGUGUGAUGGACUCAAAGCUUAAGGUAGAAGGUUUUAGGCUUCUUGUCAGAAAGGUAAGAUGUCUAAAAGGUUGCUUCUUUACCCAAAAAAGGAUUACUGACCUUAGAGGAAAAUUAAUCAAUAAAGAAUCAAUUAAAGAAGAUACUAAACCAGGAUGCUAAGGAACUGAGAAGAACAAGCUUAUUGAUGAAAAGAUACAAAUAUUGGUUUGGUGAAAAGCAGAAAGAUGCCAAACUCAAGCCCCAGAAAAAUCUAAGGUAUCAGAUCCAAGCCUAUAUGCCUACACUAAAAUCCCAUUUUUGUCAGACCACUAAUCACCACAGUUCAUCAGAAUCAUCCAACCGAAACAUGGCAGAACAGCCCAGCAGGAAGAAAUUACGCUUCAGGUUAUCAUCAGCAAACAAAGCAUCAGCUCCUCCCCAACCUCCAGUUCAGCCACCAUUGCCAACCCCUAGGCCUCCACCAAGGUCUGAGUCUCAAUCCCCAUCACCAUCUCACUUAGCCCCUCCAUCUAAGGCCCCAUCACCAUCUUACACAACCCGCCCACGGAUAGGCUCGCAGCCCCAAUCACCAUCUCGCACCCUCUCUAAACCAUUGACCAGAACAUCCUCACAAAACCCAUCUCCAUCUACAACAAGGCAAUCCCUUCCUUCACAACCUCAAUCUCCAUCAACAUAUCAGACCUCUCAGGCAAAAACCCCUCCUAAACCAAAAUCAGGGUCUUCAGUGGUUACUUCUACACUUACUCAGCCUCCAAGAUCAGAAAAGAUGGAAGGAGAGAAGCAUAAACCAAUACCAGAGACAAGGAAACAAGAGAAGCUGAAAGGCUUGGCUACUAGUCAUCAGGAGCCAGCAGAACGCACAAUCACUGAAGUUCGUCGCAAUAAGGCAUCAGGAUCAAUGACAAAGAUGAAGGAGCAAUCAGGUAUAGCAUCUCAAACAGAACACAUGCAACUUAACAAGCAAAUAUUUCUGGAUGGAAAGAAGACAACAGUGACAGGCUCCAAAGGAAGGGAGAGCAAAGAACAACUCCCCCCAAGUUUUACAGUAUCUCACCAUGAACAACAACCCCCCUUGGACAAAGAAAUCAAGGGAUUGGAAGUGGGGAAUCCCAAGGAGCCCAUAGAUGAGAACAAAGUGGCUGUCAUAACCCUGGCUGGUGAAAAUAGAGGAGCAGCCAUGCACAUAGGUACUGAGUCAGCUAAAAGAGAAGAGUCAAUUCAUAUACACAGGAGCUACAAGCUUAAUCAGGAAGGCCACCAAGUGGAAGGAACCACCGAGGAUGAGGGAAGUGCUGAAGCAAGCAAUUUGGAUGAUUCAAAGACAGAAGGCAGAUCACCUGCAAUGUUCAUUAACAGCAAUACACAGAGCAUCAACAAUUCACUUCUUUUGGACAGUUGCUUCAGUGAAAGGAGCCCAGGAGCUCACUUAGUUGUCUCUCAGAAAGCAAUGGAUGCUAUCAACUUGAAUACAGGAGCAGCACAUUUGGAGGAAGACAAGGCCAAUUUGAACACAGCUCCUCAGCCUGUGGUUAGAAGAAGGUGCCUAAGGGCUCUUUUCAUGGAGUCCAGUGAUUCUGAUCCAGAUAACCCAAACAAGCCCAGGCGGCAUGGUUGUCGUUAUAACUGUGGGGAAAGUAAAGUUGGCAAGGAAAAUGGACAAAGUUCUUUGACCAAGUAGUGAGUCACAAGCUAGCCUACAACUUCUAGUCUCCAUCUGGAAUAUAUAGGUGUGGUAAUUCGAGAACAUAGGGGGAGCUUUAUCAGGGCCAGAUCCUUAAAUACAUCUUUAUGCUCUCCAACUUAGAAUGUGAGGCACAGUUGAAGUUG
Messenger RNA from Nelumbo nucifera (sacred lotus), 2099 nucleotides. Its product is annotated as oxidoreductases, acting on NADH or NADPH. The record is from RefSeq and is a predicted model, not a curated record. NCBI's taxonomy places the organism in Eukaryota, Viridiplantae, Streptophyta, Magnoliopsida, Proteales, Nelumbonaceae.